AUGACGGAAGUAUAUACACUCAUCAAACAGAAAGGAAUGCCAGAACACAUUACAAAAUCUAGUCAAAUCAAAUUCUCGGUGAACACUAAAUUGACGGAACGACCUGCUACAACCAUACGUCCUGUUUGUAGGCCUGAUUCAUGUGGUAAACGAGGAUUACCAGGACUACCAUGCUCAAAUGGAAAGUGUACAGACACAUUAAAAAUUGGCAGGAAUGGUGCCGUAGAACUUAAAUCAGAUGAAAAUCAUCGGGCUGUGACAAAUUCUGACAUUGAUGAGCCUGGAAUACCCAGUUUGUCUGAAGGAAUGAGUGGUCACAAAUCUACAAAACUGUCAACUUUCAUCUUUUUUAAUUUAAACGUGACAUGUCAUUUGGACCAGUUGUGUUCCAUGCCAAACAGAAAUGAUGUUACUUGUCGUUGUGAUAAUGAGUGUGUUCUAUUUGGAGAUUGUUGUGCGGACUGGUACACCCGAAAUGUGUCAGGUAGCAAUUCCGGUAUACUGAAUGCUAUGGAAAACCCUUCUGACUGGUAUACGGCAAAUAUGGAUGACGCCAAAUAUGCUUCUAUUUUGAUCGGCUAUAUACGGAACAGCGAGUGUACAUCAAUUCAAAAUGGAUCGGACUUAUUACAAUUACGAGUCAUUGCAAAGUGUCCAGAGGCAUAUAAGGAUGAAGGUACAAAAGACGGAUGCGAAUCCGGUGCGUUACAUCCUAUAGAACACGUACCAGUAUCUCUUCGUUUGCAUGAAUCUGUCCAAAUUGUUUUUAAGAAUAAGAUGUGUGCUGUUUGUUAUGGAUAUAAGGAAACAGAAGUGGUUCCUUGGACGGUGUAUGCAAGGUGUCCUGACAACAUGCCGUCUCAGGGUUCGGAGAAUCUAAAGACUUCAUUAAAGAGAGAAUGCAAAUUCUAUGUCAUUUCACCUUCCAAUGUAGGUGAACUCAGAAAAUGCCAACAAGUGGACUCCCCUCCGGAGUGUGAUGGAAAUAAAACAGCUUCACUUGCGACCGUUUGUAAAUCCUACCUUUCGCCAGUUUUCCAAAUGGCGUCCUUUAUGAGAAAUCCUCACUGUGCACACUGCCUCCUAGGCAAUGACUCUCGAUUAAGUUGUGAAAUGGAUACUGCUGGGCCGUUAAUGCCCGAGUUUAGCCCAACUAUUGGGCUGAAUGUACUCUUUAAUUUUAAUCCUGAUACUGGGUUUUGGUAUUCUUCGGACGUAAGUAAUUGCCCAGAAAGUCAGGUAUGGUAUCCGAAUAAAGGAAAAUGUCACUCGCUUCUCUGUCCUAAAAAUUACAUACCAAGUUAUGGGAAGUGCAUUGAAGACAAACAUUCUUUCUUCAAUGAUACAAAUAAUAUUCCCUUAGAUGAAAAAUCAAUGACAGCAUACAAUGUUUCAAUUGAUAUUACUGUCAGUGGAGGAGAAAAAUACACAACUUCAAUUCAGAAUGUUUUACAGUUAUUUAUUGAAAACUUAGUUCAAUCGGGAGUAAGAAUAAUUACAGACCUUCAAUUGGAAGAUAUAUUCCAAGAAAUAUCAGCAGAUCACAUUGAAGAAGUAAUGGAAUAUCACAUGAUUGUCAACGCCAGCACAGCAGAAGCACUGGAGUCUGUGGUCUCACAAACGUUAAACAUCGUACAACAUUUUGAGUAUCUUAAUAUUUCAGCCAAGUUAACCAACUUCGAGGAAAAGGAAUCGUUACACUGUAUCAAUACAGACAUCAAACAGUUUUUAGGAUCGGGGAUGGAAUUUAUAGGGGAAAAUGAUAAUUUGUACAUAAGACCACGCAAGACAAACAUCACCAUCGGUCUAUAUAGCACCCGAUUCUCACUUUUGAUGAACCAGGAAAAUAAAAAGCCACACAUAAAGUUCCUAGGGUUGUGCACAGAAGGGAUAUUACUUAAUUGUACAUUGCUAUCAUACAAAGAAAACGAGUAUGAAAUCAACAAUUUUGUGGCUUUCAUCAGCAACAUAAACGAGGUUAUCACUAACUUUGAAUUAAAAAAUGAUAUUUUGUAUGUUUGUGACAACAUAACUUUCCAGGGAAUCUCAGAAGAGGCCGAUGAAGCAAUGCCCAUUUUAACAAUUAUAAUGUUCUCAAUUUCAAGCACAUCUCUAAUCGCUUUGCUCAUUUUACACUGUGCUUUUCCAUCUCUUCAGACAGUUCACGGCAAAAAUUUAAUGUCAUUUUCAACAUCUCUUCUUACUGCCCAAACUCUAUUUUUAAUUGGGCCCUAUAUUCCAGGGAUAUUUUGUAUUAUAACUGCAAUAUUUCAACAUUAUUCUUGGCUGUGUUCCUUCAUGUGGACAAGUGUCAUGGCAUUCGACUUGGCAAGAAAAUUCAGCGCCAAAACAAUGAUGACAUAUACAACUAAUAGCUUUCAAUUCAAAAAAUAUUUCUGCGUGGCGCAUGGACUACCGUUGCUACUGGUGACCAGCUGUGUGGUAGUUGACAACAUCAGCAUUAACGUGCCUGUGGAGUAUGGUUCAGGUGGUGGUGGAUAUUGCUGGAUUGGGAACCCUACUGUAUCAUUGUUUGUCUUUGGUUUGCCAGUUGCCCUAUGUCUGCUCUUUAAUCUGGUUUGCUUCGGUAUAUCUCUACAUGGUAUUCAUGGAACAAAGCAAAGUGUAAAAACCGUGCGAAAUAAAAACCAAGAAAGAAAUUACUGUAUCAUAUAUACGAAGAUAUCACUGUUAUUGGGAGGCACGUGGAUCUUUGGUUUCCUAUCUACAAUCGUCAGAACAAAACUGAUAUUUUACAUGAACAUUUGUCUCAAUGGACUGCAAGGUUUCUUUAUCUUUUUAGGUUUUGUAAUGAAUGCAAGACUCAUACGCAUGGUUCGUCAAAAAAGACAGAGAACUUCUUCAACCAUGUCACUACAUACGAGUAAAAUGACAGAUAUAUCUCGUGCUUCAUCAAAAUUAAAAGAAAAUCGUUACUAG
Ylistrum balloti is the source of this 2940-nucleotide messenger RNA. RefSeq lists its product as uncharacterized. The record is from RefSeq and is a predicted model, not a curated record. The coding region runs from base 1 to 2940 and encodes 979 amino acids. Gene Ontology annotation, cellular component: membrane. The transcript is spliced from 2 exons. NCBI's taxonomy places the organism in Eukaryota, Metazoa, Mollusca, Bivalvia, Pectinida, Pectinidae. Gene Ontology annotation, biological process: G protein-coupled receptor signaling pathway; cell surface receptor signaling pathway. Gene Ontology annotation, molecular function: G protein-coupled receptor activity.